Aspergillus pseudotamarii is the source of this 1635-nucleotide messenger RNA. Its product is annotated as sugar porter family MFS transporter. The record is from RefSeq and is a predicted model, not a curated record. Lineage: Eukaryota; Fungi; Ascomycota; Eurotiomycetes; Eurotiales; Aspergillaceae. Gene Ontology annotation, cellular component: membrane. The transcript is spliced from 3 exons. The coding region runs from base 1 to 1635 and encodes 544 amino acids. Gene Ontology annotation, biological process: carbohydrate transport; transmembrane transport. Gene Ontology annotation, molecular function: carbohydrate:proton symporter activity.
AUGACUACAGAAAAUGCCCUUGGGGUGUCGGGCUUGUCUACGACAGAGGCCCCCAUCACCUGGAAGGCCUAUCUUGUUUGCGUCUCGGCUGCGUUUGGUGGCGUCUUCUUUGGCUAUGACAUCGGUUGGAUGUCUGGCGUUCUAGGAAUGCCAUACGUUAUCCAGCAAUACACUGGCAUGGAGUAUGACUUCAACGCCGGUACCCCCGUUGAUUCCUCCCACUCGUUCACCAUACCGUCCUCGGACAAAUCCCUCAUGACUUCGAUUCUGUCCCUUGGAACGUUUCUUGGUGCUAUUGUUGCUGGUGACCUAGCUGAUCUGUGGGGCCGUCGCAUUACCAUCCUCAUCGGCUGCGCCAUUUUCAUUUGUGGCAUCAUCCUUCAAAUCUCUAGCAGCGGCCAACUGGCCGUCAUGACCAUCGGACGCUUGGUCGCUGGCCUGGGCGUCGGCUUCGAAUCUUCAGUCAUCAUUCUCUAUAUGUCUGAAGUUGCGCCGAGGAAGAUCCGGGGUGCUGUUGUUUCAGCUUAUCAGUUUUCUAUCACGAUUGGGCUUUUGAUUGCAAACUGUGUCGUUUACGCAACCCAAGGGAGAAAUGAUACAGGGUCUUACCGUAUUCCUAUCGGAGUCCAGUUCCUCUGGGACAUUAUACUUGCUAGUGCUCUGUUCCUCUUGCCCGAGUCACCCCGGUACCUCGUGAAGAAAGGAGAUAUUCAAAAGGCAACAGAGGCUCUUUGUUUCAUCCGAGAACAGCCCGAAAGCUCCGAGUAUAUUCAUGGCGAGCUUGCAGAAAUCAUGGCGAACCAUGAGUAUGAGUCCCUCGUGAGUCCCGACAAGGGGUAUAUAAACUCGUGGCUGCUUUGCUUCAAGGGCCCGAUCAGUAAACCCAACUCCAAUAUCAGAAGAACUAUCGUUGGUGCUGGUAUCCAGGCAAUGCAGCAGCUGUCUGGAAUGAACUUUAUAUUUUAUUACGGGACAACGUUCUUUCAGCAGCUUGGAACAAUCUCCAAUCCGUUUCUCAUUUCUCUAAUAACGACACUUGUCAAUGUUUUGACCACUCCGCUCGCAUUCUGGACUAUCGAGCGAUUCGGCCGCAGGCCUUUGCUCGUCUAUGGUGGGCUCGGCAUGUUUCUGAUGCAGUACAUCAUCGGCGCUGUUGGAACUGCACUGCCCGACAAUGAAACAGCAGUCAAGGGAAUGAUUGCCGUCAUCUGCUUCCAAAUAUUCUUCUACGCUACCACCUGGGGGCCUGCCGCGUGGGUUGUUGUGGGAGAGAUCUUCUCUCUGCCAAUCCGCGCACGUGGUGUCGCUAUAUCAACGGCAUCGUGUUGGUUCUGGAACUGUGUGCUUGCUGUCAUUGCCCCUUAUAUGACUGGCGAUGAAGAGGGAGCGGUUAACCUCGGGCCCAAGGUGUUCAUCUUCUGGGGCUCACUCUGUUUUCUGGGGGCUUUGUUUGCCUAUUUCUUUGUUCCGGAGAUGAAGGGCCUCUCCCUCGAACAAGUCGAUCUCAUGCUUGCCGAGACAAGCCCACGGAAGAGCGCCCAAUGGAUGCCUAGGACAACGUUCGCUCAGGAAAUGGGCCGAGUGGAAAAGGUUGAAGUCACCCAUGUUGAGCAUACCGAUCAUCAUACGGUUUAG